GUGAAGAAAACGUUAAACAAAACAAUAAAUAAUUCUCUGUGUCAGAUUCUUUCACACAUUUUUCUUUGCACGCAGAAACCUGAAAUUUUGACAGUACUGAAUUUGGGCCAUCUUCAUCCUUUUCAUCUUCACAUUUUACUCAAAUGUUCUGAACUGUUCUUCAGACUUCUUUUCCUUAUCCUGUCUCUGUAAAGUUCUUUAUUUCUCUUUUUUUCACAUCCAUUUUGUUGCUAGAGGUGGGGUCUUUUUAUUAUUUGGGUUUAGUUCACUUUAUACCGUUCUGGAUUCUGCAUCUUGGAAACGUUUUAUAUCACAACCUGAUUUGAUGCUUUCGCUGGCACUUCAGAAACUCUAGUGAAAAUUCUUGGAAACUGUUAUUUCAUUAUUUUUCAUAAUAAAGAAGAAAUUUAAGAAAUGGCAGGCGGAGCAGCAACCAAAGCAGAUGAACCAGCGCCACACCCACCGAAGGAUCAGCUUCCCAAUGUUUCCUACUGCAUUACAAGUCCUCCUCCAUGGCCUGAGGCCAUUCUUCUUGGAUUUCAACAUUAUUUAGUGAUGCUUGGCACAACAGUGAUCAUACCGACUGUUCUGGUCCCUCAAAUGGGGGGAGGAAAUGAGGAGAAAGCUAAAGUCAUUCAGACUCUGCUAUUUGUUUCUGGAUUGAACACUCUGCUGCAGUCAUGGUUCGGGACCAGAUUACCUGCUGUCAUUGGGGGGUCAUACACCUUUGUUGCACCCACAAUUUCAAUUAUCCUGUCUGGUAGAUGGAGUGAUCCAAACCCUGAAUUGAGGUUCAAGAAGAUUAUGCGGGCCACUCAGGGUGCACUUAUUGUUGCCUCAACUAUUCAAAUAGUCCUAGGCUUUAGUGGGCUUUGGCGUAACGUUGCAAGGUUUCUGAGUCCACUUUCAAUUGUUCCUUUGGUUUCUCUUGUUGGUUUCGGGCUCUAUGAGUUUGGGUUCCCUGGGGUUGCCAAAUGUGUUGAAAUUGGAUUGCCGCAGCUCAUCAUUCUAAUUCUCUUUUCUCAGUAUUUGGCCCACCUCAUACGCCCGGGAAAUAAUAUAUUAGAUCGUUUUGCUGUUAUAUUCUCUGUGGCAAUAGUAUGGAUUUAUGCCUAUCUACUUACUGUGGGUGGGGCCUACAAUGGGAAGUCACCAAGGACACAAAUAAGCUGCAGAACAGAUCGUGCUGGACUUAUUGGUGCUGCUCCUUGGAUAAGAGUUCCAUACCCCUUCCAAUGGGGAGCACCUUCAUUUGAUGCUGGUGAAGCCUUUGCCAUGAUGAUGGCUGCGUUUGUUUCUCUUGUAGAGUCCACGGGUGCCUUUUUCGCAGUAUCAAGAUAUGCCAGUGCAACCCCAAUGCCACCAUCUAUUCUCAGCCGUGGCGUAGGCUGGCAGGGUGUUGCCAUCUUACUUUCGGGGCUCUUUGGAACCGGGAAUGGAUCAUCAGUUUCUGUUGAGAAUGCAGGCCUAUUAGCACUAACUCGUGUUGGUAGUCGAAAAGUUGUGCAAAUAUCUGCUGGAUUCAUGAUUUUCUUCUCCAUUCUCGGAAAAUUUGGAGCAGUCUUUGCCUCCAUCCCAGCACCUAUUGUGGCUGCUUUGUACUGCAUCUUCUUCGCCUAUGUUGGUUCAUCAGGCUUAAGUUUUCUUCAGUUCUGCAACCUCAAUAGUUUCCGGACCAAAUUCAUAUUGGGUUUUUCCAUUUUUAUGGGCUUGUCUGUUCCUCAGUACUUCAAUGAAUACACUGCUAUUCGAGGCUUUGGUCCUGUCCACACAUCUGGUAGAUGGUUCAACGACAUAGUCAAUGUCCCUUUCUCGUCUGAAGCUUUUGUGGCCGGCAUAGUGGCAUAUUUUCUGGACAACACAAUGCACAAGAAGGAUCCCCAGAUAAGGAAAGACCGGGGCAAACAUUGGUGGGACAAAUUCCAUUCCUUCAAGACUGACACUAGAAGUGGGGAAUUCUAUUCCCUUCCAUUCAAUCUCAACAAAUAUUUCCCGUCCGUGUAAUUAUUGGGAGAAUGGAUUUCCUCAGAUUUUGCUCUUAACGUGGUUCUUAAACUAAUGUGUGCCAAAAGACUAUUUUAACCAUGGAGAAGAAUUAUAAAUAGACUGGCCCCUUGAAUUAUAUGUUGGUAAUUGUAUCUUAUUGUUGCAAAUUGAUCUAUUUUAACCAUGGAGAAGAAUUAUAAAUAGACUGGCCUCUUGAAGUAUAUGUUGGUGUUUGUAUCUUAUUGUUGCAAAUUGAUCGGUUGUACAUAUAAACUUUUGACAAGUUCGCUGCUUCA
This is a messenger RNA of Olea europaea var. sylvestris, 2282 nucleotides long. RefSeq names its product nucleobase-ascorbate transporter 6-like. Gene Ontology annotation, biological process: transmembrane transport. Gene Ontology annotation, cellular component: membrane; plasmodesma. The record is from RefSeq and is a predicted model, not a curated record. NCBI's taxonomy places the organism in Eukaryota, Viridiplantae, Streptophyta, Magnoliopsida, Lamiales, Oleaceae. Gene Ontology annotation, molecular function: transmembrane transporter activity. The transcript has 15 exons. The coding region runs from base 415 to 2004 and encodes 529 amino acids.